This is a messenger RNA of Besnoitia besnoiti, 2136 nucleotides long. RefSeq lists its product as uncharacterized. Lineage: Eukaryota; Apicomplexa; Conoidasida; Eucoccidiorida; Sarcocystidae. The transcript has 2 exons. The record is from RefSeq and is a predicted model, not a curated record. Bases 1 to 2136 code for a protein of 711 amino acids.
AUGCAGCCUCUCCCCACAAUCGGCUGCUUCGUUGGCAGCGCUCUGUUUCUUCUGUCGGCAGUCUCGGGCAGUCACUAUUCCACAUGGCAAGCCUUCCAUGCCAAUGACUCCGAUGUGUCUCGUGGAGGCGGCAGGGCAGGGGGAGUUCAGGGGGGGGGGUCCUCUGGGCCAGUGAAUUAUGCGGGACAGCAAUUCUUUCAUCCCCGACAGCAGGGCAUGUAUGGAGCGCAUAGUCAAGGCGGUCCUGCCGAGCAGCCGGUGCGAGCUCCUGCGGCAGCCCCUAGCAACGGAGGCCCUGUCGUCAGGGGUUACUCUACCGCCGUCUCCCGUACCUCCCCACCCGUUCCCCCACCGCCGUCGUAUCGCCAUCCCCCCGCGUAUUCACAAGGCAGUAGUGUCUACGCGGCACCCCAGGGCGCUGCGGGUUACUCGCACGUCGGACCCAGUGCGGGGGCCCCUGCGACAGGAGCAGCGUACCUUUGGACUUCGAGCAGAGAUAACGUGUGGAUGCUAACAGCAGCAGGCAAAGCAAUGAGUUCAGUUCGACAGAAGCUGGGAAAUCUUUCUCGUGGCCUCGGGAUCAGUGUGCUGGGUGAUGGAGAUCCCCUUGAAAUCGUGUACGGCGAGUUCGUUCGCCUGGUGAGGAUGAUCAUUAGGCUCAGUGCAUUCUGUGAAACAGGUCAUCUUACGUCUUUGCUACCCAGUACAGUUUUGGGGUCUGGCACAGCGGAGGCACUUAGCUUAAGGGAGUCGGAGCGACAGGCAGCAAAAGUGAUUGCCAUCGCGAGGCCGGUGCUCCAGGAAGCUGCCGCGCUUGUAGAGCUUCUGUAUUCGAGCCCCACCGAGGAAGCUGUGAAGAAGGCCUCCAUCGCUUUUCAGGAGAAAGUUAGCGUGUUUCGAGGAGCUGCGAAUGGUUUCCGAAGUCAUCUGCAGGCGUUGCGAGGGGCCGUGCGCUCCAGGUUGGAAGAUUGUUCCCCGGUCGUCCAGACCCCGCGCCUGAAAAACACCAUCCAGAGUUUGUGGAAGAGGACCACGGCGCGUGCGAACUCGGUCAUCAAGUAUACGUUACAAGUCGCUGAGCGCCUGCCAAGCAUCAUGUUCGCCAACCUCGCGGCGCUGCGUGAGGGAAUCACCCCGGAAAGCCGAGCAGACUUCCGCUUGACAGAUAAAGUCCUCAGCGUGUCUGAAUUGAUGGACACCAUUCAGAGCCGCGCUUCGUCGGUGCGUACAUACAACGCAAAACUAGAAACUGCGAUUAACGAAGUAGUUGCGCCAGGAGGAACAACUAGCGCCGCCGCGCCGCCGACCCCAAGUCUGCUCGGAGGCACUCUGGGUGCCGGCACGGCGACAGGGUUGUUAUUAGGAGCUUCGACGCUCCACGGCGGCUUGACGGGCGGUUCUCUGCCUGGACUGCUGCCCUUCAGCAGCUCCUAUGGAUGGCCGGGUGGCCUUGGAAUGGGAACGGGGACUGCAGGGCUGGGACUGGGUGCGCCGGCAGCUUUCACUUUGAGCGGCGGCCUGUGGGAUGUUGGCGGGACAGGACGGUUGUCUGUCGCGAGCUUGGGGGGGAAUGCCUCCGGCGACCCUCUCACUGGGCGUCCAGCACAGGGCUUGGGACAGACACCACACGAGGGAAUGCUGGUCCCCUCCUGGGCGCCGUCUUCGCCAGUCCAUCCGGCACCAGCAUCAACAGGGCUCCCAGUCAGCGUUGGCGCUGUUGCAGCAGCAGCUGAGAGUCAGCUUCCGGGAGAAGAGGCGUCGCCGAGCACUGGAGACGCAGACUUGUGGUUGCCCCCGGAAACGAAGACUACAGCUGCGUCGGCAUCGGGAACCCAUUCAACCGUUAUCAUGCCGCCUGCGGCCGAAGCAGCCAUUCCCACAGCGAUGCAUGGCUUAGAUUUGUCGCUACGUCGUGUGGAGGAAGACGCUGGGCGAUCAACCGUGACAGAGACGACGGGGCGCCAAUCGCCAGAAGCAGGUGUACUGGAAAGCCCGGAGGCAAGCGACGACGACGCAGGAGAAGGAUCACCGGGCAAACCCGGGAAAUCUAAUCCUAGUGGCAUGGCACGAGACAGCCUGUUUGCAUUUGGGCAACGCUCGGAUACUGAGGAGGACCCUUCCGACGAAAUGAACUGA